AUGGACCCCAACCAACUUACCCCUGUUCCUGGCAACUCUAACAUCCAAUAUGACAGGUUUGGGCAGCCAUAUGUCCAAGAUGUCUCUGGUCAUUGGGUUCAGUUAUACACGCCAACCAUGGUGACUUCUCAGUCUGUCCCUACUGCAACUCAUGGAUUUCCUGCUGUGUCCCAGAAUGAAACUGCCCUGACUCGCCCCCAUAAUAACAUGGAGGAUGGUCCAAACCAACCGCUUUCUGAGGCUCUUGUGAUUGUUACAUCCACUCGAGCCCCGACAGCCGGCCCUUCUACUGCAGUGAUCGAUCCAGCGCUUUUACCUCUUCCUGAGGUCUCGGACGACGACCUCUCUGACCCGGUCACAAUUGCGAAGUCCCGGGGCCAUGCCGCUGCAAAGAAGGUUGCUGGAUCACGUCAGAAGGGCAAGGGCAAACAGCGCGCUGUACUAACCGAGUCUCGCGAUAAGGGAAAGGAGAAGGCCACUGCUCACAAGCACAGGCAUGCCUCGGAUGAUGAAGAAGUUGAGGUAGUAGCCAAGCAUGGCCAUCCCAAGGGUGCUGGCAACUACACUGCAGACGAGGUUGAUGCCCUCCUUGACAAAGUCAAGGAGGAGCUCCCUCUUGGCCAACGCGGGUGGCAGUCCAUCCACUGUGGUUUCACUCGCUGGGCUCAUCAUAACGAUGCUGCUGAACGCACGUUAAAGUCUCUGGAGACCAAGUUCAAACAGCUUGUUAAGACCACAAAGCCCACUGGUGAUGCCUAUUGUCCCCCAGACAUCAAACGAGCACACAAGAUUGACGGGUGUAUCAACAAGAGGGCUGCCACCCGCGAUCUCAACGACUCUGACUUCAAUGAUGCUGCUCAGUUGACUGGUGGAUCUGAAGAUGACAAUGCCGACAACAUCCCAGAGGCGCUGAAGAAAUCGAGGAAGGCGGCAUCCGCUGGCAACCGUGAUAUCCAGAAUGCUAUCAUCCGUUGA
Molecule: messenger RNA, 975 nt
Organism: Cyclocybe aegerita
Lineage: Eukaryota; Fungi; Basidiomycota; Agaricomycetes; Agaricales; Hemipholiotaceae
Source: the annotation of a GenBank genome assembly